AUGAGAGUCCUCGUCACAGGCGGCUCGGGGCUCGUCGGCUCGGCUGUGCGCUACAUUACAGAGCACGAGACUGGGCGGUUCGGCGGCAACAACCAAGGCGCGGAGGAGUGGGUGUUCGUCAGCAGCGCCGAGUGCGAUCUGCGCGACUUUGAGGCCACCAAAUCCCUCUUUGCGCGAGUACGGCCUACACAUGUGUUGCACUUGGCUGCCAGAGUUGGGGGCCUGUUUGCCAACAUGCAGCAGCCGGCCGACUUUAUGCGGGACAACCUCGCCAUCAACGACAGCGUCCUCCAGAACGCCCAUGACUUUGGGGUAGAAAAGGUCGUUUCGUGUCUCUCGACGUGUAUCUUCCCGGACGCCGUAGACUACCCACUCACGGAAGCGAAGGUCCACCUCGGCCCGCCGCACGCAAGUAACUUUGGGUACGCGUACGCAAAGCGUAUGGUCGACGUUCAGAACAAGGCGUACCACCAGCAAUACGGCGACAUGUUCACCAGCGUGAUCCCCACCAAUGUCUUUGGCCCCGGAGACAACUACAACCUCACCUCUGCGCACGUCAUCCCGGCCCUCAUGCACAAGUGUUACCUCUCCCUCAGCCCCGGUGCGCCGCCGUUCGUGGUGGCCGGCACCGGCCGGCCGCUGCGGCAGUUUGUGUACAGCCGCGAUCUGGCGCGACUGAUGGUGUGGGCUGUGCGCGAGUAUGUGGAUGUGGAGCCCAUCAUCCUGAGCCCGUCUGAGCAUGACGAGGUGUCCAUCGCCACCGUCGCGACUGCCAUUGCGCGGACUAUGGGCAUCAACGCCCCGCUUACUUUCGACACGGCCAAGCCGGACGGUCAGUUUCGUAAACCCGCGAGUAACGCAAAGCUCGUGUCUCUGUUGCCAGAGUUCAAGUUUACUCCGUUUGACGAGGCACUUAAAGAGUCGACAGAGUGGUUUGUGCAACACUACGACAAGGGCGCGAGGGUGUAG
Messenger RNA from Apiotrichum porosum, 969 nucleotides. RefSeq lists its product as uncharacterized. Gene Ontology annotation, biological process: nucleotide-sugar biosynthetic process. NCBI's taxonomy places the organism in Eukaryota, Fungi, Basidiomycota, Tremellomycetes, Trichosporonales, Trichosporonaceae. The record is from RefSeq and is a predicted model, not a curated record. The coding region runs from base 1 to 969 and encodes 322 amino acids. Gene Ontology annotation, molecular function: GDP-L-fucose synthase activity. The transcript has 9 exons.